This is a messenger RNA of Lineus longissimus, 3355 nucleotides long. Its product is annotated as protein asteroid homolog 1-like. Lineage: Eukaryota; Metazoa; Nemertea; Pilidiophora; Heteronemertea; Lineidae. Gene Ontology annotation, molecular function: nuclease activity. The coding region runs from base 139 to 2373 and encodes 744 amino acids. The transcript has 2 exons. The record is from RefSeq and is a predicted model, not a curated record.
CCGGCACGAGAUGCUAAAUCGGAUAGCCAGGAACUCCUGCACCUUGACCACGUGACCUACAUCAGGGAAUUACACUCACUCCGUCCGUUGUGUCUAUCAUCUUUGAAGUUCUACGCUAGGUCCCAUCUGAACAGCAUCAUGGGUAUCCCUGGCCUGACAACAUUCAUCAACAUGAAUCCCACCCUGUUUCAACCGUAUAAACUCCAUGGGACACAAGUUGUUAUUGACGGAUACAAUUUGCUGCAUGUCCUGUAUUACGAAUACCACAUCAAUCAUCGAUACUGUGGCAACUAUGAUCAAUUUGCUAAAAACAUUGAACAUUACUUCAGCGCAUUUUCCAUCUGCGAUGUCAAGCCUGUUAUUGUAUUUGACGGAGGUUAUGAAAAGGAUGAUAGAAAGCUGCGGACGACUUUACGUCGUGCUCAGGAGCGAAUCCAUUUGGCUGGUUUCAUAUCACACGGAGGUAGUGGGAAAAUCUUGCCAGUGUUGGCAGAAGUGACCUUUAAGAAUGUUCUAGCAAAGCUAAAUAUAUCUCACAUGACCUGUAACUUUGAAGCAGAUGACGAGUUGGCCGCUUUGGCGAAUCAUUGGGGUUGUCCGGUCAUCAGUAACGAUAGCGAUUUCUUUGUAUUUAAUGUCCAUGGUGGUUUUAUUCCGCUAGACCAUCUUACAGUCCAAGUUUCAAAGAACUCUGAUGGCACUAAAUACCUGGACACUCAUAUCUAUAGGAUAGAAACAUUCGUCAAGCAUUUCAAGUGUCGUGAUGUACAGUUUGUGCCACUGUUGGCAACGUUACUUGGCAAUGACUUCGUCGAUGGGAGGAAAUUUGAAAAUUUCUUCAGCAAUAUCAAAUUACCUCGGGUGAAGUCGAAAAGAUUCACUGUACCGGCCAAAAAUACGAAAAUGGCUGGUUUACUGAUAUGGUUAGAAGAUAUGGACUCGGUUGAGGAAGCAGUUGAAACGAUCUUGCAGUAUUUCAAAAAAGAUGACCGAGACUACUUUGAAAAGAUAAUUCUGCGAUCCAUAGAUUCAUACACAAAAAUAGUUUCAAAGUUGCAGCACUUCUUCGAGGAUCGAAAGGCAGCAAUUUCUGAAUGUGACAGUGAUGUAAAAAGUUACAACGGUAUUGAUUUGCCUGUGUGGUUUCUGAGGGAAUUUCGCCUCGGAAAUCUUUCUUCGAGUUUGUUUAAUGUCUUGGUGUUGCAUCGUGUUAUACCUCUUUGUCAGGUAGAAAAUAUGGAAGUCGUCAAUGCCCACCAGUGUGCGUAUGAAAUUCGCCGCAUUAUAUAUGGUAUUCUGCUCAAGAAGGAACAAGCACAAGACAAUUUACCGGUAGAGAUUCCAACAGAGACAGAUUCGUUAGCAAAGGCAACUCGUGCCACUCAUGUUGAAGAGUAUACCCGAAUAGGAAAGAAACUUACCAAGCAUUGCAUUGAGCCAUGUUAUGUUUUGCCUGGCGGUAAUUCAGUGCCUCUGCUGCAGAAUAUUCCAGAUCUGUCAAAUGAAAUUCGUACAUCUGUGCUGUUUGAUGCGUUCGGCUUGAAAGUGUGUGACUUUGAAGAGAUACCAGAUGAACUUCGUCUUGUGCUGGCAUGUACAGUCGUUUGGUUGAGGUCUUCAAACCCUAAGGUGACAAAAGAACAUCUCCAGGGCUUGCUUGUGAGUGUUUUAAAGCUGUUAGUUAUCGAACCUGCUCUGCAGGAAGUUAGUGGUAAUUUGGAUACUGAAUUAGAACUUUCAAGUGACAUGUAUGAUCUUCGAGGUAAAAUCUUUGAUGCAUGUAGUAUUGAAGAAAUCAAGGCAGCGAAGAUUAGAAUUGAUAAAACAGUUCGUCUCCCUCACCAUGAUAGUAUGUGUGCUGAAGUUGUGCAUGGGUUUGCCCAAUGGCAUGCCUGUCUUCUCAGUGCUGUGCAUUUGAACCAGUUGCUACUGCGCCCAGUACCCCAGCCUGACCCAGCUAGAAUCUACAAUGGAACUGUAGCGUAUGCUUUUUGUAAAGAACUGACCUUAAGAAAGGACCCAUGCCUCUAUGUGUCCGAGGUGCUUGGUCGCAGGACUAAGUUGACAGAAAUCUACAAUAAUUGGAUGCAGUUCUGUUUGAAUCUAGUUGAUGAGGAUGUUUUCUAUUCAACUGUCUCCACACGAAAAAAGGGCUCUAAAAAAGGGAAGAAAAAGGACUCUAAAGGAAAGGUGAAUGUCGUGGCUGGCACUAGUGGCAGUCCGAGUGGGGGUGGGGAUGCGCGGAUUAAGAAGAAAGCUUCCAAGGGAGUGCAGAAUCAAGUCCACAAAUCAUGUAAUUUGAGCAACAAGUUCAGCAUGCUGGCCUUGAGUGAUGACAGCGCAAGUGAAGGAGAAAUUCCUGAUCAUAUCUGAUGCACGAUGUAGGUCUGUAAGGGUGUCCCACCCUUCUACUGCAAUAAGUGUGUCAUGAAAGUAGAACAUCCACUUUGGCCUACAGGGGGCACAUGUGUGUCCUAAAUUGAACACAUCCACUUGGUCCAUGAAGCUAACAUUGUGUUAUUUAUUCAUGUGUGUUAGCUUCAUGCUUGGGCCACGAGGGGGCAUAGUUGAAGUUUGAAGUUCCAUUCUAACUCUCAUCUCACAUUGUUAGAUAAAUGGCGUUGGUAAAUUCAAUAUGCAUUUUUACUUGGGACUGGGAGGUUUUGUGACACUACAAAUAACUGAGUACGACGGUCUAUAUCUCAUCAAGCCUUGUGCAAAUUCAUUGAUGCAACACUCGUAGUGCAAGGAAACUGGGUAUUAAAAAAAUUGCUGUCAAUAAAACUAAUUUACUUCAUGUAUUAUACUAGUUGUGUACUAUGUUGAUCGUAAGCUUUGUAAAAUGUGCCUAUUGAGGGUUUGAGUUGCGCUUAUUAUGAUUUCCUGCCAAUGCUGUAAAUUGUCACCUCAGGCCUAAGGGAAUCAAUAGACAACUGUGUUACCAUGAUUAAUGAAGUACUAGAACAUGUACAAUUUACUUAUUUUCUUGAAAGUAUACUCUCAAGAGAUUGUAUACUAAAUUGAAAAUGACCCGUUAGAAGGGUCAGAUACACCAAUUACCGGUACUAAUAAAAUUCCCUGAAAGACAAAAAUCAAGUCUGUAUUUAUUGAGUUAGCAUCAUUUUCUGUCGAGGAUGGUUAGUUGAUCGGUCUUUCUUCUCGAAUGAGAUGUAGGUAUGUCACUGCUGUCGUUUGAAAGAUGAAAAACGAUGAGAAAGAAUUAAUAUUUCCUGGUUAUCAGAAUGAUGCUUAAUCAGAGUAACAGAGGAGCUGGAGUUGCCUGAUGUGUGUCUUCACAAUGUAUUGUUGUGUUUCAAAUCUUGUCUCUUGGUGAUUCGGAGAUAGUUCGUCUGUU